GUUGAUAAAAAUACUCCGAUAGUUGUCGCGUGUGUUGUGAUACAAUAACAUGUGUUUCUUGUUAUGUGUUUGUUUUAUUUUCGCCAGCUGUUUACUACAUACUCAAGACGUUAUUGCAGCUACUAUUAAUGGAAAUCCGACAGAAGCGAAUAUCGCUGGUGAUGGAAUCCUGGAGAUAACUGGAGAUGUUGGGUGUAAGGACAACUCGCUAAGAUGUGGUGAUGGAGUCAGAAAUACAACAGCUUAUGAACCCUUGGCACCGAGGCAUAAGAGAUCCAGUGCCUGCGGCUUACCACCACAACCAGACCACGGAGCGUAUACCGAAGCUCCCUACCCAGCAGCCUUCCCUCCUGGUCUGGAUAUUAAGAUUCUGGAGUACACCUGCUUCCCCCCCUACAGAUUGGUGGGGAAAUCACCCAUUUUCUGCAACAAUGGACAAUGGACAGGGACAUUUCCAACUUGCAAACUGUUCUGCAAGCUAGCUCGUUACUAUGACAUGGACUUUCGCUGCCUAGUCUCCGAGGACCCAGCAGAUGGUUACACCAAGUGUGACUACUUGAUACCUUCGGGAGCCAAGGUCCAACCGUUUUGUAAGGUCCACUACUACUCUCGGGUCCCUUUAAAUAUAAUGACCUGUGUCAACAGAACCUGGGACUAUAUGCCUGAUACUUGCAGGCCUGAAUGUGGGACAGUAAUACCGAAAGGCACACCUCUCAUGUCUGGUGGUAGACCUGCGAAGCACGGUGAACUACCCUGGCAUGUCGGCGUAUAUUACAAGAAGAAUAAGCCGUAUGAACAGAUCUGUGGAGGGUCCAUCAUCAGUAGAAAGGUUGUUCUAUCUGCUGCGCACUGCUUCUGGAAGCUAGAAGCUAUGGAGCCGCCCUGCAGGUAUGCGGUCCAAGCAGGGAAGCUGUUCAGGGAUUGGAAUGAUGAGCAAGAUGAGGAGGUUCAGCAAAGAGAUGUAAUAGACAUAAAAAUCCCGCCGCAUUACCGCGGAGUACAGACAAACUUUCAGUAUGACUUGGCAAUAGUUAUACUAGAAAAAAGUUUGUUUUUCAAAAUGCUGGUUCAACCUGUAUGCCUGGAUUUCGGACCUGAAAUGGAUAAAAGACAUUUGAAGCCUGGGAGUAUGGGAAAGGUAGCUGGUUGGGGGUAUACUUCAGAAGCUGGUGAACCCUCACCUUACCUGAAGGUAGCUGACCUUCCGAGCGUGGGCAUACAGCAGUGCCUGAACGAGACUUCGUUUGCUUUCAAAGUUUACAUCACUGUCGACAAGAUUUGUGCAGGAUAUACCAAUGGUACAGCAACAGUCUGCAAAGGCGACAGCGGCGGAGGCUUAUCGUUUCCUGAACAAGAAAAUGGAGUCACGAAAUACUACCUCCGAGGAAUCGUAUCCACGGCCCCCGCGGACGGACUGACAUGCAACACUAUUACUCUAACGACAUUCACUCAUGUCGCCAGUCAUAAUAAUUUUAUUAAAAGCUAUUUUGAAAAUUCCGACCGGUUAGGUUUCCGACAUUUGAACGCUAAAAUGAUUGCGUUUUAUAAUGAUACUAGUGUUUGUUUUGAUUAGGUCUUAUUAUAUAGGGUGACUGGUAAUUAGUGAACGAUAUUUAAACACGUGAUUGUACUCAUGAUUACAAACAACUUUCCCGAAGAAACUUUUUUGUAUACUCAUUAGUUUUAUUUUUAUCACAAUAACAGAACAACAAAAUUUCAUUAACACGCGCGCGUAAUGUUCCAAAAUACCUACCUAGUUACUAAUCUUCCUAUAACGUGGGCGCCUUAAAAAUAUUAAUUAAUCAGAUUUUUUUAAUUUACCUAUCACAGGCAAGAAUACAAAAUUAUAUAUGAUAAGCUUAAAAAUUACUAAACGAAUAGGGUAGAUGACUAAUUUUUAUUUCAAUGUCCGUCUUGUAGAUUAUUUUAAAACAUUACACACGUAUUUUUUUAUUUUCUUACAGAAACUAAUACUUUCGAAGAUAUAUCGAUUUGAAAUAUCGCGUGACGGUAUUCAUCACUUCUAGGUAGAUUUUAUAUUCCGGAGCUGCGGACUACCUAGCGGGUUUACCGGGGCUCCGGCUCGAAAAGCAGGAGAAGGAACGG
Molecule: messenger RNA, 2106 nt
Organism: Spodoptera frugiperda (fall armyworm)
Lineage: Eukaryota; Metazoa; Arthropoda; Insecta; Lepidoptera; Noctuidae
Product: modular serine protease-like
Exons: 10
Coding region: 50-1573 (507 amino acids)
Biological process (GO): proteolysis
Molecular function (GO): serine-type endopeptidase activity
Source: RefSeq, a predicted model, not a curated record